Molecule: messenger RNA, 7488 nt
Organism: Lampris incognitus (smalleye Pacific opah)
Lineage: Eukaryota; Metazoa; Chordata; Actinopteri; Lampriformes; Lampridae
Gene: dnmbp
Product: dynamin binding protein
Exons: 14
Coding region: 301-6420 (2039 amino acids)
Cellular component (GO): cytoplasm
Molecular function (GO): protein binding
Source: RefSeq, a predicted model, not a curated record
UUCUAAUGAGAUGACAGCUGAUUCUGCCAGGACGACGUCAGUGGUGCCGUGUGACUUUCCUCCAACAUUGUGGGUCUUUAAAACCUACGUAAAGAGAAAAAAACAACAACCCCCCGGCUGUCCCGUUGAGGGAGAAUGAAGCGGAGGCUGCUCUAGCUGCUUUUAAGUGAGUCGCGGAGAGAAGAAAUUCUGCCACCGCAUCACCAACCCUUCAAAGUUGGAUAUCUAGUCUGACUGGAUCUAACGGCUGAAAUCUCCCACUUUCCCGGGAUAUUUUAACCACCAAACAGGGCAUGAGUGAUGGAGGCAGGCUCGGUGGUGCGUGCGGUGUUUGAGUUCCUCCCCAGUGUCUCCGAGGAGCUCCCACUCUUCACCGGUGAUGUCAUUGAGGUACUCAGCGUGGUGGAUGAGUUCUGGUUGCUCGGCAACAAGGAUGGUGUCACAGGCCAGUUUCCCAGCACCUUUGUGGAGGCGGUCACCAUUCCCAGUACCAAGCCUGGAGACAGACUCUAUGUGUGUAUCAAUGACUUCACCUCUGCUGAAUCAGCACACCUGUCUCUGAAGAGAGGUGAUGUGGUCGUCCAAGAAGCAGGUGGUGCCAUGGACCAGGGAGCAACCUGGCAAUGUGGCUGUAAUGAAUGGGGUGCCCGUGGUCUAUUCCCCACAUCUUGUGUGAAGGAGCUUCACCUGUCGGGCCGUUCAAGGCAGCUUUCAGAGCGCUCAGCCCAGGCCCAGGCUUCAGAUCUCCCACCCUAUGCCCUUGGGCAGGCCCGGGCCCUCAUGAGCCUCCAUGCACAGCUCCAUGAAGAACUUGACUUCCGGGAGGGGGACUUGAUCAUUAUUACGGGCCUGCCUGAGCCAGGCUGGUUCCAGGGAGAGUUAGAUGGCCGCAGGGGAGUGUUCCCAGAGGGUUUUGUGGAGCUCUUGGGGCCCCUCCGAUCUCCCCAGGACACUGACUCUAUUAACUGCCAGGAUAUGAAUCAUGACCUUCACGAGGACCCAUUUGAUGCAGGGGAGGGCAUCGAGGAGGAGGAGGGAGAGGGAAUAUUUGUGAGGCCAGAGGAGGAGAGCAUAGACAAAGAGGUAGUAGUAGAAGAGGAGGAGGAGGAGGAAGAAGACGGUGUUUAUGGAGUGGCACUGUAUGAGUUUCGAGCCAUGGAACCAGGAGAGUUGGACUUUGAUGUUGGGGACAGGAUACGUAUAAUAAGCACUAUGGAAGAUGGUUGGCUGGAGGGCGAGCUGAGAGGACAACGUGGCAUCUUCCCUUAUCGUUUUGUCAAAAUAGAAGACAAUAGGCAGAAAACAGAGGAGGAAGCAAAUGUUGAAAGUGAGGCAGAGAAAGAAGAGAGUUACUGCUCUUCGGGACAAAACUCAGAUCAGCCGUGCGCAAGUGAGUCAGAGUAUAGUUCUGAGUGGAAAUCAUAUGAAGAUUACACAGUGUGGGACUUGGAUUACUUUGAGAGGGCUGAGGAGCGGAAGUGGCAAGUGGUGACUGGUAGCAUUAGCACUGAAGCUCAUACACAGGACAGAGGGGAGAAAGAGAUGGGUAACAGGGCAGACCCACAGUCUCAAAGACCUGCUGCCCCAGCCCAACGAGGUCCUAGGAGACCCAGAUCUACUCCACCGGCAAGACCCAGGCUCCCUCCGCGACCAAGCCCCCCUGCACAUAGCCACAGGCACCGUUUUUGCCCACCCUCUAACACAGACAAUGAUAGGAAUACUUAUGCUAAUGGUAGCCAACCACCCCGGCUGCCCAAGCGAAGCCUGACCCUUCCCAGCACUCAGUCUGGCUGGUCUAAGAAUAGCAGACGCUACCAGCGGCCAACAGCAGAUGAUGCCACCAUUAGUAGCAAAGGCGUCAGUCUUAGCAAAGCACUCAUCGGCCUUGUUGAGGGCCAUAGGCAAAAGAAACUUACGAGACAUUCUAGUGCCAGUGAGGUAGAUAUGAUGAUGGGGAAUACCGAGAGACGGAUGCAUAGCCAGCAGUCUGUGCGUGGUUCUAAUGGCUUAAUGCCCACUUCCUACACCCUAGAUGCCCUGGCAACCUCAGCUGGUGACCUGGAGGCCAAGCUAUCCCAGCAGCUGUUUGAAUUUGAGAAAAGUCUGACUGCUGAGGACAAUGGUACCGAUGUGAACAACAGUAUUGCCAAGGAUGCUUAUAGCAGCAGUGAGGAUGGCCAUGAUUCCUGUGUCUCACGUCAUUUUUCCAUUCUGGACUACAGCAGCGAGAGUGAUAUCAUCAGAGGCUCUGCCCACUCUCCUGUGUCCCAUCUCCUGCAGCCUUUACAGUCGAGCCUGGCCUCUUCUUCACUUGAGAGAUGCAGAACCCUCCGACCACCUCCGCCCCGCCCCAGAAUCCUUCGGCCCCCCGCCCCACCCCAAUACAAACCAGCCCGCCCUGCCCCACGCCCACCUCCUCCAUGCCCCAGACAAAACCUUACUCCGCCAACCAAUGAAAUUCACUCCAACAGUCCCAUCUUCUACACCCCUGAUGAAGAAGAGGAACCGAUCAUAAACCUGCUGGACCAGCCAAUAGAUGCAGGAGCUGAGUUUGGCGACCUCGCAGCACUCCAAGAACAGGAAAUACAGCAGCAGCAGGAAGCGGAGAGAAGGCUGGAGAAGGAAAUUGAGCUGGAGAAGCAGAGAGAAAGGGAACGUGAGGAGGAGUACCAGCUGCUGCUACGGCUACAGGAGGUGGAGAAUGACAUGGAGGCAUAUGCACACACGGCGGAGGAGCUCAGGACCAUGCUGGAGGAGGAAGAGGAUGAGACUGCUCGUCUGCAGGCGAUGGAGAACCUGGAGUUCUGUAACUACACGCUGGAGACAUUGGCCCUGGAGCAGCAGCAACUUCAAGGGGGUCCAAUGGUGGCUGUAGGUGGGCCAAUGUCACCUCAAGUCCAUGUGCCUGCUCCAUGGCCUGCACAGUGGGAUGACCAAACCCAGGUUAGACAGGCUAAUAUAUGCCACCAACCCAGCUGGGAGUAUGAGGACCGGGACAAGGCUGCCGUCAAAGAUAACAGGCCUCAAACCCGGGAUGUCUACUUCCAUCCUCGUUCAGAGGACGGUCACAUAGAACUGAGGAAAUCUGAGUGGAAAGGUAAACAUUGUUUCUACCAAGGCCCAGAGGAGGACUACAACAACCCAGAGUGCAACAGAGUACCACAACAAAAGGACAAAAGUGACUUCAGAGGUCAAGAAAGGUACGAUCAGACAGAAAAGGACAGAAAAAAACAGGACUAUUUGUUUAGAGAAAAGGACCAUUAUUCUGACCGAUAUCGUCAUAAGGAUCAUAGAGAACUUGAGCAUUAUGAUCAUAAGGACAGAUGCAGCCGCAGAGAUUUUGACGACAGGAAAUACAAGGAGCACUAUGACGAUAGAGAACAGCAAUAUUAUGACAAAAGGAAAUAUGAUAAACAUGAUUUCACAGAACAUGACAGUUACAACAGCCGAUAUGAAGACCACUAUGAACAAAGGGAUAGAGAGUUUUUUGAAAGCAAGGCAGAUCACUAUAAGCACAGGUCCAGAGAAAUGAUCCACACAGACAGGGAUUAUUAUGACCGUAAAGAAAGGAAUCCCUAUAGAGAAAAGGAACGCUACCAGGAUAGAGAGGAGGACCGCUCCUAUGAUGAGCGAAGAGCUAAGGACCAUCAUUAUGACUACCGUGUUGAGGAUCGAUAUGACCGUAGAGACAAUGUCUACAAGGAUAGGGAUGCUUAUUAUGGACCCAAGAGUGAGAAGACUCGCAGCCGUUCAGGAAGGGACCAGCGUGACUUUGGAGCAGAUGACCACUACGACUGUAAAGACAAUGAUCGAUAUUAUAGAUAUAGGGAUAACUAUGACCAUGAGAAAGAUGAGAACUACAGCCAGAGAAAGAGGGAUAACUACAAAACAAAGGAGUAUUAUGAGCCCAGGGCUGAAGACCACUACUACCGUAAACCAAAGGACCACCACAACUGUGAGACCGACGACCGCUACAAUCCUGUGGAGAUCAACCACUAUGAACGCAGAGAAGAGGAACGUCCCUACAACAAGGCCCGUGACAGAUACCGGGAUUUACGCUCGCUAUCUGUGGAUUCACGUUUUGAGGAAUACCCAGCCAAAGUUGGCAAAACGCACUGCGAGGAGUGGGUCGAGGAGCAGAACCAGAAGCUGGCGCUCAGGGAAAUGCGCUCUUAUGAGGAUCCCAUUAGGUACAGGCAUACUGAUGAUCAGGAAAAGGGUUAUGAGUCAAGUUCUGGGAGAGCAGGUCCUAGACGGGGUCGCAAGCCCGUAUAUGUGGGCUCAUUAGAUCGUAACAGCUUCUACAGGAAGACUGCUCCCAGCUCCCUGCGAAGGUCACCGCUAGUCACCAACACCCAGCAAAAGCAAGAAGCCAAGGAGGGCAAAUUUCAUUGUAACCUGCACAAUGACAAAAUAAAGUGGCUUUCUUUUUCUUUGGGCGCUUUUUUGACCGAUGUCUCCCCUCUACUGUCCAAAGUGGUGAAGUACAGGAAAGGGGAUGAGGACACAUUGAUCGACAAGAUCUCCAAGCUCAGCAUGCAUUCCAUCAUCAAAAAAUCCAACCGAGUCAGCAGCCACCUCAAACACCUAACAGGAAUCUCACCCCAGAUCAAAGAUGAGGCAUUUGAUGAGGCUGAAAAGAAGUUCAGACUGCAAGAGAGACUGAUCAAAUCUUUCAUCAGGGACAUAUCCUUGUACCUGCAGCAUAUACGGGAAUCAGCAUCUGUGAAGGUGCUGGCAGCCAUCAGUUUCUGUGACAUCUACACCGAGCGAAGUUUCCUGGACCCCGAGCGCUUCCAGAGAGCCCACCGCUCCAUCAGUGACAAGCAGUUCACACAAUUUAAGGAACGUACAGAGGCCUUGGUCAUCAAUCCUCUGACACAGCUCCUGCUUAUGUUUGCUGGACCUCACAAGCUCAUUCAAAAGCGCUUCGACAAGCUGCUGGACUAUGACAAUUGCAAGGAGCGAGCCGAGAGGCUUAAGGACCGUCGUGUCCAAGACGAACUGCAGGUGGCACGUAACAACUACGAGGCACUUAACGCCCAGCUCUUGGACGAGCUUCCCAAGUUCCACACAGCAGCAGAGGAGCUGUUUACCGGCUGUGUGAGGUCCUUCGCACAAUCCCAGAAGGACUUUAUGAAGUUGACGCUGGGGGAGCUGAAGCCCCUCCUACAGUUUCCUAGUAUUGGCGGCACAGAGGGGAACCUGAUAGCUUUGUUCCAAGACGAGUACAAUCGAGUCCUCCAGCUUCUCCAGAGCUUCAGCUUCUGUCCUGAGAACCUGCCUCCUUCCACCUCCACACGGAAACCCUUUGAGAAGAAGACCGUCGAGAAGCCGACCUCAAAGAAGCAGCUUCAAGCACCUCCCAAUUCCGUCCUGCAGACGGAUGAGCAGCGUGCUGGGCUUCUGGCUCGCUUUGGCCCAGAGAAACUUUACCAAGCUGAAAGGAACUUCAAUGCGACCCAGGACCUGGACGUUUCAUUGCUCGAGGGGGACAUUGUAGGCGUCAUCAAGCAGCAAGACCCCAUGGGUAGCCCCAAUCGCUGGCUAAUUGAUACCGGAGUCACCAAGGGCUUUGUGUACAGCUCUUUCCUCAAGCCUUACAACCCACGGAGGAGCCAAUCGGAUGUGUCCAUUGAGAGCCAGUCAUCCAAUGAGUCAGGCUACGGUGGUUCAUCUCCCGUCUUCUCCCGCCAAAACAGCAACAGCACUCUGACCUUCAACCAGGAAAUGGCCACAGUUAGCUUUUCCACAAACCAGACCCCAAGCCAGUCCUCACCACACCCUUCCUUGGACUCUGCCUCCUCCCGCAGGAGCCACCAGAGAGAUGCCCCUACCCCCAACUCCACCACCAGCCAGAGCAACCCAGUCAACUCCUCACCCAGAAAUCCCUCAAAUCACAGGGACUUCUUGGAACAAACAUACCGAAAUUCCCCAAACCACAGAGACACAGAGCCCUCCUACCGACAUCCCAACAGUCACAAAGAGCCGUUUGACAGGAGCCAUGCAAACCCAACCAGCCACAAGGACAUCUCGGACUCAUCAGAAACGGACUCUUGUUCUUCGCACAGAAACAAUGGCUCACAGAGGUAUGGUCAACUAGAUACAGCUUACGCCUCCUACCAGAGGCGAAAUGGACAUAAUGGUGGCCAACGGAAAUCUCCCCACCCCCGAGAUGAGUACAUUGAACCGGAGCAGGAAGCAGAGCCUGAGAGGGAAUUAGAUGGUCAUCAGAUUUACUACGCCGUUUACUCCUUCAGUGCCCGGUGUGCCAAUGAACUGAGCAUCUCCGCCAAUCAGCAGAUCCGCAUACUGGAGUUUCAGGACAUGAACGGCAACAGCGAAUGGUGGCUGGGGGAGGCAGGUGGUCGCCGAGGCUAUGUGCCUUCCAACUACAUCCGCAAAUCUGAGUACACAUGAGCAAGUCUUAAUCACCAGUCGGUACAUCGCAAACCACUGUGGACAUUGCCUCCCUCCUCCUGUGAGAAUGCCUACACUGUGAGAACAGAGAGCACGCAAUCAAACGUACAAUCUGCAGACGAACAAGAACAAAAUACACAACAACAACAAAAAUAAAGAUACAUGCAGCUGGACGCCUAGUGACUUAAGAUGCUAUGGAGUUUUAUGGUGAGAAGAAGCUCCUGUUUUGGGACAAACUAGUGCUGCUGACUGCUACUCUGAAAUUAAGCGUUAUAUGCUUAUAUUUAUAGACUUUUUUUUUAACUCUUUUUACUGACUGUGGGAGCCUCAGUAUUUUAAUUCCGCUUGUUUCCUGUGACAUGCCCAUGAGUUUUCACAGGAGUUAACCAUAUCCUCCAGGUGUGAAAAGAGUGGAUUUGUAUUGUAUGAAGAGAAUUGUGUUAAAGGAUAGCACAUUGGGAUUUGUGAUGGAAAUGUCAGUGCUUUUGGUUCAGCCCCCUGAAAACUACAAGAGGUUUUUACGCAUGUGGUUUAUUGCACCAGGGACGAAUGGACGUUAAAUUUUUUUUAAAAAAAACCUGAAUGAGUUUACCUUCUACACAGUAAUCCAGGAGUGAGACACUACAUUUUGUAGUUUGAAGUGGCUUUGGGGCCAUUCAAACGGUUUCGGUUUGGAGUGUUGCAUGAACUUGAUAUGGUCCACAGGACUUGGUCUUCUCAUCGGAAAAGUAAAACCUCAACUACAGCAUUCCCAUAGUCGACAAUGAGGAUGGCAGAUGACUUCCAGGGCUUCAUUUGCAAGCACUCAUAGUGGGCUUCUUGUCAGUAACUUGAAUGCAAAACCUUUUAACUGGAUUGACAUUUAUGUAAGCAGGUGAGGACCAGUUUGACCUGUAAAAGGAAGUCACCUAAAGGGGCAACGGAGAUUGUGAGCAUGUGGUCAGAGCUUCGCAUCUGACCGAUCUCUUACUCUUCCCAUUUACAUUACAUAUAAUGCUGUAUAUUGUGAAUGUAUUUCUGCACUCAUAAAGUGAUCACUGUUUGAAUAAUUAAAAAAAAAACGCUCAA